This is a messenger RNA of Fraxinus pennsylvanica, 2676 nucleotides long. NCBI's taxonomy places the organism in Eukaryota, Viridiplantae, Streptophyta, Magnoliopsida, Lamiales, Oleaceae. The record is from the annotation of a GenBank genome assembly.
AUGUUUGCGAGAUUUCAGUAUUUAGAUGCCAAUCCCCUUAAUUCUACUAAAACCUCAUCACUUGAUGUAGCAUUUGUUGCCGCACCACCCUUCAUGAAAUCCAAUGAUCAACCCAAACAAAAGCGGUACCAGCAAGUUCUUGAGUGGCCGAAUGGCGGAAAAAUGGCCAAGAAAAGUGGUUUUGUGAAUAAUCGAGAUGGUAUAAUUAAGGAGAAUGGGAAUGUUGAGGUGAUUUUGAGGUCUAAAAAUGACAUAAAUGGUGUCGUCGAGAAAUUGCAUGCCCAUUGUUCACCGGAAAAUGGUGGAAAAAGGGCUGUAUUUAAGAAAGAUAAAGUGAGCGAAAAUGUUAUUGUGAAGAACCCAGGUGGCAGAAUGGAGAGUAAUGGGAAAACUAGGGGUGAAAUGAGGUCAAGGAAUGUGGGGGAGAAAGUGAAGGUCAAGUGUUCGACGAAAUGGGGGAGAUAUGGAAGGUCUAUUCGUUCAAUGUUGGAAGCAUUGCAGACUGUUAAUGAUUUGGAUGAGGCUUUAAAGCCUUGGGAGAAGAGCUUGACUAAUAAAGAAAGAAGCGUAAUAUUGAAAGAGCAGAUGGAGUGGAAAAGGGCAUUGCAGAUCUUCGAGUGGUUUAAAAGAGAUGGUUGUGCUGAAGUUAAUGUGAUUCAUUACAACAUAAUGCUUAGGAUUCUUGGGAAAGCACAGCAGUGGGGUGAGGUUGAGAGGUUGUUGGGUGAAAUGGGUAAGAGGAAGAUUGAGCUGAUUAAUUCGACUUAUGGAACUUUGAUUGAUGUGUAUAGCAAAGGCGGGCUUACAGAGGAAGCAAGGAAGUGGUUGAAGUUGAUGAGUGAAUGUGGGAUGGAACCGGAUGAGGUGACCAUGGGGAUUGUGGUUCAAAUGUACAAAAAGGCAGGUGAGUUUAAGAAGGCCGAGGAGUUUUUCAAGAAGUGGUCAUUUACGUGUAAAGUGGAGGGUAGAAAUGUUAUGUUAGGGGACGAAGGGAUUGUUGAUGGUGAUUUUGGGGCAAAUGUUCGUUUGAGCGCUUAUACUUACAACACCUUGAUUGACACGUAUGGAAAAUCUGGGCAAGUGAAAGAAGCUUGUCGAACUUUUGAAGAUAUGCUCAAAAGGGGAAUUUUGCCAACCACGGUGACUUUUAAUACAAUGAUACACAUGUAUGGGAACAAUAGCCAGCUAGAUGAAGUUGCUUCGUUGAUGAAAAAAAUGGAACAAUUCAAAUGCUCCCCUGAUACUCGAACUUACAAUAUUCUCAUUUCCCUACACGCAAAGUACAAUGAUAUAGAAAUGGCUGCAACAUAUUUGAAGAAGAUGAAGGAUGCCUCUCUUGAACCUGAUGCUGUCAGUUACCGCACCCUCUUGUAUGCAUUCUCAAUAAGGCAUAUGGUUGGUGAAGCAGAAGAGCUGAUUUCGGAGAUGGAUGAAAGAGGAUUGGAGAUUGAUGAAUUUACCCAGUCGUCUUUGACUAGAAUGUAUAUAGAAGCUGGGAUGUUGGAAAGCUCAUGGUCAUGGUUCGAGAGAUUUCAUCUUGCCGGAAAUAUGACUUCAGAGUGCUACUCUGCCAACAUUGAUGCUUUCGGGGAAAGAGGGCAUAUUUUGGAAGCCAACAAAGUUUUCAGUUGUUGCUUAGAAGCAAAAAAAAUGAGCGUCCUUGGAUUUAAUGUGAUGAUCAAAGCUUAUGGCAUCAGCAAGAGAUUCGACCAGGCAUGCCACAUCUUUGAUAGUAUGGAGAAACAUAGUAUAGUUCCUGAUAAAUGCAGCUAUAAUUCACUUGUACAAAUGCUAGCUGGUGCAGACAUGCCAGAAAAGGCAAAAUUUUAUGUCAGGAAAAUGCAAGAGGCUGGAUUGGUGACUGAUUGCAUUCCGUAUAGUGCUGUGAUCUCGAGCUAUGCAAAAUUAGGUAAUAUGGACAUUGCAGAGGGAUUAUACAAGGAGAUGAUUGGGAUUGGCUUAAAACCAGAUGUUGUUGUUUAUGGUGUUCUUCUAAAUGCUUUUGCUGAUACCGGGAGUGUAAAAGAAGCUACUGGUUAUAUUAAUACCAUGAGAGACCUAGAUAUACCCAUGAAUGCUGUUAUAUGUAAGUCUUUAAUCAAGCUUUACACAAAAGUAGGAUAUUUGAAAGAAGCACAGGAAGCAUAUGUCAUGCUUCAAUCCUACGAGGAAGGUCUAGACGUAUAUUCGUCAAAUUGUAUGAUUGAUCUCUAUAGUGAGCGUUCUAUGAUUUCACAGGCUGAAGAGAUUUUUGAGAAUCUGAAGAGAAAAGGGGACGCGAAUGAGUUCACCUAUGCUAUGAUGAUGUGUAUGUACAAGAGGAACGGAAGGUUUGUGGAAGCUUUUCAGAUAGCACGUAAGAUGAGAGAACUACGAUUUAUGACAGACUUGUUGAGUUAUAAUCACGUGCUCGGGCUGUAUGCAUCGGAUGGGAGAUUUAAAGAGGCAGCAGCCACUUUUGACGAGAUGCUGAAGUCUGCCGUCCAACCUAAUGGCUCGACAUUCAAAUCGCUUGGAAUUAUUCUCUUGAAGUGUGGAGUUCCAAAGGAUGCUCUUCGUAAACUUGAACUCAUGAGGAAGAAGGAUGUUCGGAGCGGCCUGCAAGCAUGGACCUCGACCCUUUGUUCUGUGACUGGCAUGGACAACGAUACUGAUGUUUGUGCUGAUGAUAUCUAG